ACCACUUCAUCAAGCGACUGAGCUUCAAUUCAACCACACUUGGAUCUUUUAUACUCUUCCUUGCUCUCCACUCUCUCCAAUUCAAAUUUUAAUACCCCACCACACCAACUUUCUUCUGUUGUCAUAUCUAUAAUGGCGAAAAAGGUAGCACAGUACCCUCUGGAGAAAAAUGGGUUGGCUUCAUUGGACCAGAAACUCUCCUUGGCCAAGCGAUGUGGUCAUGAGGGCGUUGUCGCCGGGGCAAAGGCGGCAGUUCUGGCCACCAUUGCUUCUGCCAUUCCUACUUUAGCCAGUGUUAGAAUGUUUCCCUGGGCUAGAGCUAACCUCAAUCCAACUGCUCAGGCUCUCAUCAUCUCUACAGUGGCUGGUUCCGCAUACUUCAUAGUCGCAGACAAGACUGUUUUGGCCACUGCAAGGAGAAACUCCUUCAAGGAUUGCACUAACAUCCAAGCUUAAUUUCCAGUCCCCCCACGUUUUCCAUUUAUUUUGCUUUUCUGUUUUCUGUAAACUUUGUUGCUCCAAAACCUAUGUAUACUGUAAAAUAGCUGAUUUUUCAAAUCUUCCCAUAAAUAAAGUUGGAACCAGCUGAAGAAGCUUUAAUGAAGGAUGGCCCAUUUGA
This is a messenger RNA of Nelumbo nucifera (sacred lotus), 619 nucleotides long. The record is from RefSeq and is a predicted model, not a curated record. Lineage: Eukaryota; Viridiplantae; Streptophyta; Magnoliopsida; Proteales; Nelumbonaceae.